Molecule: messenger RNA, 1287 nt
Organism: Eublepharis macularius
Lineage: Eukaryota; Metazoa; Chordata; Lepidosauria; Squamata; Eublepharidae
Product: olfactory receptor 14C36-like
Exons: 3
Coding region: 1-1287 (428 amino acids)
Biological process (GO): G protein-coupled receptor signaling pathway
Cellular component (GO): membrane
Molecular function (GO): G protein-coupled receptor activity; olfactory receptor activity; odorant binding
Source: RefSeq, a predicted model, not a curated record
AUGGAUUUAGCUGAGCAAGUGAAAGUGCUGAAGAUAUCAAAGCUAGAGCUGCAGGAAGAAUGCCAGAAGCAGCAGAUAAAUUAUGAGGAAAAGACCCCACAUGAGAUGACAGUUAUCCUGAUAAUUAUUGGCAAACCAAUAGGGGUGGCCAUUGCUGAGUGCUCAAACCAGUGGAUCAAGGCUUGGCUCAGGGAGCUAGAGGUGGAGAAGUUUUUCAGAGGACUGACGGAGGCCAGUAGGCAGGAAGACAUGGAAGGGCAGAAAGGCACAAAAUCAUCCAAGUAUACAGAGGAGAAAUUGCAUCUGGGACGAGAAACCAUUGAGAAAAGGGUGUUCUUCAGUAAAGAAAUGGCAAAUCAAACCACUGUCACCCAGUUUUUCCUGAUGGCAUUUUCUGACCUCCCAGAGCUCCAGAUUUUACAUUUGGUGGUGUUUCUUUCCAUUUACUUGACAACCCUGUUGGGGAACGUCCUUCUCAUCCUGGCUGUAGCCCAGAAUCCUAAGCUUCAUAGCCCCAUGUAUUUCUUCUUGGUCAACUUAUCUUUAUCAGAUGUUUGUUAUAUCUCUGCCAUCGUCCCCAAGUCCAUGGCCAUUUCUUUGACAAGCAAUACACUGAUAUCUUUCUCUGGCUGUGCCACCCAAGUGUUUUUAUUUGCCUUCUGUGCAACUGCUGAGCUGACUUUUCUGUCUGUCAUGGCUUAUGACCGCUAUGUGGCAAUCUGUCAUCCUCUGCAAUACACAAUGAUCAUGAACUGGAAUGCCUGCUUCCAAAUGGCUGUUGCUUCUUGGAUUGCCAGCAUAAUAAAUUCUGGGGUGCAAACUGCAAACACUUUUACAUUAUGCUUUUGCGGGUCUACAGUUACACAAUUUUUCUGUGAUGUGCCCCAAUUAUUAAUGCUUUCUUGCACUGAUACAACAGCCAAUAUAUGGUGUAUAGUGGGUUUUACACUUACUCUGGGAUUAUUUUGCUUCUCUUUAAUAUUUUUUUCUUAUGUCUUCAUCUUCUCUACAGUGUUUAAGAUUCGUUCAGCUCAAGCCAGGUACAAAACGUUUUCCACCUGUACUCCACACCUGACUGUAUUUAGUUUGUUCUUUUUUACUGCUGUGUUUUCUUAUUUUAAACCCCAGUCCUUAUCAUCACCAUUAUUGAAUCAGGUAGCUGCUGUUCUGUACACUGUUUUGCCACCGCUCAUGAAUCCCAUCAUUUAUAGCCUGAGAAACAGAGACAUCCAAGUGACCAUUCAGAAAAUAUUAAAGAAACUGUUCAGUUCUCACUUGAUGAUCUGA